Owenia fusiformis is the source of this 3901-nucleotide messenger RNA. NCBI's taxonomy places the organism in Eukaryota, Metazoa, Annelida, Polychaeta, Sabellida, Oweniidae. The record is from the annotation of a GenBank genome assembly.
UGUCACGUGUUCAUGGCGGAUGUUUUUAGAAACAUUCGUUUGUGGUUUGACUAUAUUUUUCAAAUUAUGAAUAGAAGGCCUGAAUUAUGUUGCCUUAUUUUGUCAUUUAUAGUAACAUUGGUAUCAAAGCGAUCUGAUAGUGCAAGUAGUAUCACAAGACCUCAACCUCCACCACAGUUUUUCUUUCCACGCAACUCUGCCGUAAAAGAUUUUCCAUAUGGCCAAAUUGAACAGAUUGCAGACAUGCUGCAAAGGGAGGAGGUCCUGUUUAUCAUGUUUUAUGCCCCCUGGUGCUCAACUUCACAGUCGGCAAGGCAUGAUUUUCUACAGGCUGCAAAAUAUAUGGAGAAUGAAAUCAAAUUCAUAGCAAUCAACUGCUGGUGGAAGAAAGGAGAGUGCUCUGAGAAGUUCCGUAUCAUGUCAUUCCCUGUUAUCUAUGUGUACCAUCACCAUACAACAAAUGGCUUCCACUACAGUGGUCCUCUCUCUGCAGAGCACAUGAUCAGCUUCUUAGAGAAGUUCCUAUAUCCUCUCACACACAUCCACUAUGAGCAGGACGCACACAGCCUGGUUGCUCAGUAUGAUAACACAGCAUUUGGCUUCUUUGACUUCAAUGUAUCUCCCCAGCCUCCUGGCUUUACCAAGUAUUACUAUGCAGCUCUACGUACACUUGAACAGAACCCUGUUCAGCAUGUGCAGUUUGGUGUUAUAACCAACCACCAGUUGGCGCUAGUGUGGGGAGUGGAAGUGGCUAACUCAAUAUGGCUGGAAAGAAACUUUAAUAACACUUUGAUGUACCCAGUAAAUCUAGACAAUGCUACAGCUAGUGGAAUCGCACAUUGGAUAGGACGCCAUAAACAACAGCCGCUAGUGAAAGUGUUAACACCCCCUGGAAUGAAGAGUCUGCAAUUGUCAUCAGAGAUAGAGAAAGGAGCUGCUGUUAUAUUGUUCACUCCUAUCAACCCUAUGGAGGAUAUUAACCAAUAUAUAUCAACUCUACGAGAGCUUGUGUUUGACUACAAGAACUGUUACAAUGACACUGACAUUAGGGGCCACAUUUCAACCAGUAUUCGACAACGUCUUACCUCAAUACGUACCCUGCUCCACAAUCUAGGACACUGCCCAGAAAUUCUAAGUAAACCUAAGCCAGUUGUUGCGUAUAGUAACACAUGUUGCCAGAGUUAUAUGGCCAGGUCAGAGCAGAAACAGAAUGUGUGCAAUAUAUGUGUAAACCAAGAGAGGUACCAGCCUUUCGCCAAUAAUAUGCAAUGUAAUACAAAACAAAUGGAAAAUGUGCAGAGUUUUUGCGGUGAUUCUGCGACUCAUGAGUGUUGGAACAUAUUAGAACAUUACAACCCCAAUGAAUACAUAGAACUGUGUCGUGAUAAUGUAGAAACACAGUCAAAAAGAAUAUCACCCAGGAUGCUUAAAUCUUUAUUCAGGGGCGAUAGUUAUGUUAAAAAUGCCCAAGAAACGAGAACGAUAAAAAAUUGUGAAAAAAUAAGAAUAGCAAAACUACAAAAGUGUUUAUCCAUGAAAGGAACAAUGGACUUUUCAGCGAAAGAUUUCCCAAAAUUUACUGGACUUGGUUGCAGGACUAAUAGGACUCUGAACUUUUACGUCAUGGAUACUAAACACAAUGCUGCUUAUGCAGACAGAUACGGAAUGAAUAUAGAGGGAGCUGCGGAUAGGACAGGAAUGGCUCUUGUUGACAAAAAGGAUGAGUCUAACUUUGUGCUGAAUACUAAUAUCACCAAAGAAAAUAUAGUGAGUUUUAUAUUGAACUACACAGAAGGGAACCUACAUCGUCACCUACGCUCAGAUGACCUCAAUACACAAGACUGUCACUACAAAGACCCAGAGCCUUGCAUUGUUGAGGUCACCUCAAAAACAUUCCGAACUAUAGUUCUAGAUAGCAAAAAGGAUGUAUUGCUGCUAUACUACGCCCCCUGGUGUGGAUUCUGUGCUAGUCUUGCUCAUGUUUAUCUAGCACUAGCUCGAUAUUUUCACAAUGCUAAAGACAUAGUCUUUGCCAGAAUAAAUGGUGAUACCAAUGACCUACCUUGGCAGUUUACUGCUGAUAAGUACCCCAGUAUACAGUUCUACCCUGCUAGAAGAAAAGCUGAUAGUGUGUCAUAUCCAGAAUUCCUUCCUAAGACUUUACCAAACCUCAUCAAGUUCAUACUAAAAUAUUCCACUAAAUCCUUAAAGCUACAAACAGUUUUAGGCACAUGUACUCAGCCCUGUGUGCAACAUAAUAAAAAACUUGUGAGGCAGCGUAUACAGAAUUUAGCACAGGACAUAGAAAUGUUAAAUAAUCGCAGAGACAAGUUUAAGAAACAUUUAAAAACUAUUGACGCUGCUCAAAUAGAUGAUAGUGCCAUCAUAAGUCACCAGGAGUAUAUAUCAGUGCUACAUCGUAGAAUCGAUAAACGGCAACUGCAGCUAAAAAAUUCCAAGAACUUGCUCAAAGUCUUAUAUGAAACGCAGGAUCGUUUUAUGUCUGAGAAACAGCUACACAUAUUAGUGGAGAACUAUGAAACAUACAAAUCUAAACUUAAAUUGAAAUCUAGUCUUUCAACUGAAACAGCAGAACAUGAUUCUCCUCAAAAUACAGGAAAACCUGACAAGAAAUCCAUCAAUGUUGAUAUGAAAGAGGAAUUAUAAUAUAUUGCCUGUACACAGUGCUAGGGAAAUCGGAGGCAUUUUGGCAAACCAAUGGCCAAGAUGGAUGGAGUACUUAAGGGGUGGAUACGCUGGUAUGCAAAAUGCUUGAAACGGCGGCAGAACGGCAAGACUGCUUGAAUUGAAAUGGUUGAAAUAAAAGUGAAAAUAGGAGAAUUGAUAGAAAUGCUUGAAACAGUGAAACAUGCACAGCACACGAAACUGUAAUUUCAUUUUCCAAGACAUAUCGAUUGAAAUGAUUGAAACGGUUGAAAAGCCUAGCCGAAAUGCUUAAAACGAGAAAUGUUCAUGUUUGUUUUUCUUUUCAACCGUUUCUUCCUUAACUGAUUGUGUGAUUGAAAUGCUUGAAAUGGCGAAAACAAGCACAAACAGCGAAACUAAUUUCAUUUUCAAAGACGAUUGAAAUGCUCAGAUUGACGCAAGCAUUGAAAUGUAGGGAAUUAUGCACGCAUUGAAACAAUUGAACUGAUUGAAACGAUUGAAAUGCAAUUCACAGUGUAUGUAGGGCUUAAGACUCUGUAAUGACCUGGUACAUUCUGUCUUGUUGUUUUACACUAACAUACUUUGUUGGCCAUCCAGUAUAUUUCAAAAACAUUGUUACCAAAGAGAGUCAUGAGAAAUGUCCAUCUUGUCCCAUGCUUAAUCUUGCCAUCAAGGUUACCUUACACUAUUUAUUUAAAAUGAAAUAAAAAGCUAUGAGUGUCAAUGAUAUUUGUUUCUAGUUUAAUGACAGUCAUGUUAUAAUUUGUAGCAUGGGAAAUGACUAGAAUUGAUCAUGAAAAAUGGAUAGUUUGCUACCAUCUUAUUGUAAUUUACCCUUUGCAAGUUUCAAAUUCAUCUCACACUCUAUGUACAUUAUUGAUAUACCUCUGAACUCACCAAUCCUGUCAGAGCCUGACAACCCUCAAAGACUGUGCUUCAUAUAUUUAAUGUAAAUGUGGCUCUGAAGUGGUAUCUGAUUUGUUGAAUCUUUGAAUGUCAGACUGUAAAAGAAAGAUUGUCUUUAAUCACCCCUGUGGUGACUUCAAAUUUUUUCAAUUUGGCUAUAUUAAAAAACCUUUAUGAUUUGGAUUUUUAUUGGAUAAAUAUGUACAAUGGUGCAAUUUUUUACCUGUCAGUAACAGAUGUCAAAAAUAAAAUGUUUUAUUCCAUACUUGGUAGUGUUAUAGGUAAAUAACGUGCAGGAAUAUAAUUGAUAUCUGAUUUUGAAGUGAGC